AUGCCAAUGCACCCUGUAGCUCUUGGUAGUCAAUCCAAAUCCUCUUCCCAUCACUCUUUCCUCUAUCAACGUCGCCAUUCAUUUAGAGACAUUACAACUUCAAGGAUCCAUCAACAACAGAGAAUCCCUUUACUGCAUCAUUCUGUAAAAUCGCCUCCACCCUUACUUCAUAAAUCUUCUGUAGCUAGAUGGAAAACACAGCCAUCGAGACAUCCGGGUGUUCAUGAAGCUAUUUUCUUUGCUGACCAACCGGUUACCGGAAAUCUUGGAUUCUGUGGCUACAUGCUUACAAUAAUGUCUACAAUCUUCUUAUUAUUGACAGCCCCCAUUUCAGUUUUCUUUUGCAUUAAAAUUGUAAAGGAAUAUGAACGUGCUGUUAUUUUCCGCUUGGGAAGGUUAAUUCCUGGCGGUGCCAGAGGGCCAGGCCUUUUCUUUAUUAACCCUUGCAUUGACAAUUUUCGAAUUGUGGAUCUUAGAGUGUUAACUUUCGAUGUACAACCCCAAGAGAUUCUUUCGAGAGACGCAGUAACGGUGGCGGUAGAUGUAGUUGUUUACUUUAGAAUUUCUAAUGCUACAAUUUCUGUUACUAACGUGGAAGAUUCUAGUCGUUCUACUAAAUUAUUAGCUCAAACAACCCUUAGAAAUGUUCUUGGAACUAAAACUUUGGCUGAAAUGCUUAGGUAG
Molecule: messenger RNA, 684 nt
Organism: Meloidogyne enterolobii
Lineage: Eukaryota; Metazoa; Nematoda; Chromadorea; Rhabditida; Meloidogynidae
Source: the annotation of a GenBank genome assembly